This is a messenger RNA of Lentinula edodes (shiitake mushroom), 1561 nucleotides long. RefSeq lists its product as uncharacterized. The coding region runs from base 46 to 1491 and encodes 481 amino acids. NCBI's taxonomy places the organism in Eukaryota, Fungi, Basidiomycota, Agaricomycetes, Agaricales, Omphalotaceae. The record is from RefSeq and is a predicted model, not a curated record. Gene Ontology annotation, molecular function: protein binding. The transcript has 3 exons.
CGCCUUCUCACGUAACGGUACCUUGCCAAAAUUCAUGAGCAAAAAAUGAGCACGAACCCUUCACAUAUCCUCAUCGCACGCAACUCCAAUAACUAUUACUCUGUCUCUCGUGGGCCAAAUAAUCCUUCUGCAUCUCUCAGUUCACCGACAGAAACACAUGUGCAUGCUGCGGCUUCUGCUUCUGGAGCAGGCAUCUCACCUUACUUGUUGUCAGAAAGCGAACCGGAAGAAGGCGCAGAAGAAACAGAUGGCGGAGAAGAAGACAUCGAGAUCCACGAAACAUUUACGAAAAAUGCCAAGUUUCCUGGAACGGUGAAAAUUAUAGUAGAAAACACAACCUUCUGGACGCAUAAAGAGGUUCUUGUCUUCGCUAGCCCUUUCUUCGAAGCAGCCUUGAGUGGAAACUGGUCAGAGACGGAAACAGAGGGGAAGGAGGGAACAGAUGAAGAACAUUCCCAGAGACUCUCUGGACGUCCACCAUCGAUAAUAACGAUAUCUCACUCCAUUGGCCCGGACUCUGAGACGGAAAUGCGGGUGACGUUCGAUCCAGUCAAGGAGAACGACAUCGACAUCGAUCGGUCCAGAAGCGAUACCCUUACAAAACUACAGGAUAGCUCUCCUCCUCCUAGUGCUGUCAUUGUUCUUCAGGAAGAGCGGCCGAGUACAUUUCACGACUUUCUUCAAUAUAUAUACCCCCAUCUCUCCUGCAUAAUCACAUGGAAUAAUGUUGAACCGUUGAUCCAUAUCUCUCAUAAACUCCUCCAACCUUCGCUUCAAAGGGACUGCCUUACUUUUUUGCUCACUCAUGCUGCUGGAAAGCCUAUCAAAGCUAUGCGAAUUGCAGAGCUAUUUGAAGAGGAAGAGUUGUAUAAGGAGAGCUCUAGGUUUGUACUGGAUAAUCCCGGUGGCUGGUCCGAAGAUGAAAUGUGCUCCCUUACCCAAGAAACCCUACUCAAACUCGAAAAGCGCCGAAACUGGUUUCUUGAACGUGUUCUCAAAAUCGGCCUAACAUCUGUUGCGAAGGAGUACCAAUGCUGUUCCUCCUGCCCCGAUCCACCACUAUGCGCCCGUCAGCUGGAGGAAAAGUGGCGCCAGGCAUACCAUGCUGUAUUUCGUUUCGGUCCCCCACAGCCGUCGAUGGUGUAUCGAUACCUGCGCCAACUCGAAGGCGUGAGUCCGCCGCUUUCAUUGACCCAUCUGGCGUGUCAGACGACAGCCAAAGCGUUCAUUGCUACACUUUUCGACCGAAUGUUCUCUCUAGGGGUUCCUCGCACUUCCUCAUCUCUCAACCCUACCAACGUUGAAGUCGCACAACACGCACCACUUAGCCUUGGAACCCGUGUUGCAGCGGCCGCUAUUGCUGCAGGUGGGAGUACUGCGCCGCGAAGGCAUUUUCUCUUCUGCACCCUGCGACCGGAGGGAACCAGACAAAGGGGUGCCAAAGGCAAACGGAGAGAAAGAGAAAGAAGUUCACGAGUCGGCGAUACAUGAGUUUUAUGCGAAAAUUUCGGAUUCAACAUGUAUAUUCCUUCAUUACAUAAGUCGUAGCUGCAUAGUCCAG